This is a messenger RNA of Eublepharis macularius, 9272 nucleotides long. It is a transcript of the gene ATP11B, whose product is annotated as ATPase phospholipid transporting 11B (putative). NCBI's taxonomy places the organism in Eukaryota, Metazoa, Chordata, Lepidosauria, Squamata, Eublepharidae. The transcript is spliced from 30 exons. Bases 240 to 3977 code for a protein of 1245 amino acids. The record is from RefSeq and is a predicted model, not a curated record. Gene Ontology annotation, molecular function: ATP binding; ATPase-coupled intramembrane lipid carrier activity; ATP hydrolysis activity. Gene Ontology annotation, cellular component: plasma membrane; recycling endosome; endoplasmic reticulum. Gene Ontology annotation, biological process: phospholipid translocation.
GCGAGCGGCUCCAUGAUGGCGGCCGGGCUGCAGCCGCGACGAUUUCGGGGCCCUGCGCGACGGCGGCGGCGGGACUUCCGCGUUGCUCCUGAGGGAAGCGGCCGGCCUCUGUGCUGAUGGCGAGCGGCGGGCGAGGGCGGCAGCGACAGCAGCGGCGCUUUUGACCGAGAGCCGAGCCGAGCCUCGCUUCGCUUGCAGGGAGCUGGGACCCACCGUCAAGCCGGUCGCUCGUCGGGGGGAUGUGGCGGUGGAUCCGCCAGCAGCUGGGUUUUGACCCACCACAUCAAAGUGAUACCCGGACUAUUUAUAUUGCAAAUCGUUUCCCCCAGCAUGGCCAUUAUGUCCCCCAGAAGUUUGCAGAUAACAGAAUCAUCUCCUCCAAGUAUACUGUGUGGAAUUUUGUUCCCAAAAACUUAUUUGAGCAGUUCAGAAGGGUAGCCAACUUUUAUUUUCUUAUUAUAUUUUUGGUUCAGCUUAUGAUAGAUACACCCACAAGUCCCGUGACAAGUGGAUUGCCAUUGUUUUUUGUCAUCACUGUGACAGCCAUAAAGCAGGGUUAUGAAGACUGGUUACGGCAUAAAUCAGACAAUGAGGUGAACGGAGCUCCAGUUUACGUCGUUCGCAGUGGUGGCCUUGUAAAAACUAGAUCAAAGAACAUUCGGGUAGGGGAUAUUGUCAGAGUAGCCAAAGAUGAAACUUUCCCGGCUGAUCUUGUGCUUCUGUCAUCCGAUAGAGCGAACGGCUCUUGUCACGUCACAACUGCAAGCUUGGAUGGAGAAACGAAUCUUAAGACACAUGUUGCAGUCUCACAAACAGCAGUAUUGCAGUCAGUUGCCAACCUGGACAAACUUGAUGCAGUUAUAGAAUGCCAGCAGCCAGAAGCCGAUCUCUACAGAUUUGUCGGAAGAAUAACUAUAAGCCAACAAAUUGAGGAAGUAGUACGACCUCUUGGGCCCGAAAGUCUCUUACUUCGAGGAGCAAGAUUAAAAAACACUAAAGAAAUCUUUGGUGUUGCUGUGUACACAGGAAUGGAGACCAAGAUGGCAUUAAAUUACAAGAGCAAAUCACAGAAGCGAUCUGCUGUGGAAAAGUCUAUGAAUUCCUUUUUGAUCAUCUAUCUAAUAAUCCUCCUUUUUGAAGCCAUCCUAAGUACAAUAUUGAAAUACACCUGGCAGUCUGAAGAAAAAUGGGAUGAGCCAUGGUAUAAUGAGAAAACCGAACAUGAAAGAAACAGCAGUAAGAUUUUGAGAUUUAUUUCAGAUUUCCUGGCUUUCAUGGUGCUGUACAACUUUAUCAUACCCAUUUCGCUUUAUGUGACGGUUGAGAUGCAGAAAUUUCUCGGUUCUUUCUUUAUCGGUUGGGAUCUGGACCUCUAUCAUGAAGAAACAAAACAGAAGGCCCAAGUGAAUACUUCAGACCUCAAUGAAGAACUAGGACAGGUGGAGUACGUGUUUACAGACAAAACCGGGACAUUAACGGAAAACGAGAUGCAAUUUCAGCAGUGUUCCAUUAACGGUGUCAAGUACCGUGAGAUCAAUGGCAAACUGGUUCCGGAAGGACUGAUUGAGGACAUUCCAGAUGGAAUAAGACCUGGUCUGGCACAAGAGGAGGGACUCUUCCUGAAAGCUGUUUCUCUCUGUCAUACAGUGCAGAUCAAUAAUGACCAAGCUGAUGGCAUCUGCGACAAUCCUUGGCAUACCAACAGCAUAUCUUCUCAGCUGGAGUACUAUGCCUCUUCCCCAGAUGAAAAAGCUUUAGUCGAAGCGGCCUGCAGGAUUGGUGUGGUGUUUACUGGAACAGACGGGGAAAGUAUGGAGAUCAAAAGCCUUGGACAUCCAGAAAGGUACAAAUUGCUACAUGUCUUGGAGUUUGAUCCUUGUCGCAGAAGAAUGAGUGUCAUCGUAGAGAGCCCAUCAGGUGACAAGCUGCUAUUCACCAAAGGAGCAGAAUCUGCCAUUCUUCCUUACAGUACAAGAGGAGAAAUAGAAAAAACAAGAAUUCACGUGGAUGAGUUUGCUUUGAAAGGGUUAAGGACGCUCUGUGUAGCCUACAGAAAAUUCACACCCGAGGAGUACAAGGAGGUAGACCAGCGCCUUUAUGAGGCAAAAACUGCCUUGCAGCAAAGGGAAGAGCGGUUGACGGAGGCAUUUAACUUUAUAGAGAAAGACCUGGAAUUACUUGGAGCUACAGGAGUGGAAGACAAACUCCAAGAUAAAGUGCAAGAAACCAUCGAAGCCCUCAGGCUGGCAGGUAUAAAAGUGUGGGUGCUCACUGGUGACAAGCACGAAACGGCGGUCAGCGUCAGCUUAUCCUGCGGGCACUUCCACAGAACCAUGAACAUCAUGGAGCUUGUGCAGCACAAGUCGGACAGUAGCUGUGCAGAGCAGCUAACGCAGCUAGCCAGGAGAAUAAAGGAUGACCACGUAAUCCAGCACGGGCUGGUGGUGGAUGGGACCAGUCUCUCCCUUGCACUCCGGCAACACGAGAAGCUCUUCAUGGAGGUCUGUCGAAAAUGCUCAGCAGUGCUGUGCUGCCGCAUGGCACCUCUGCAGAAGGCAAAGGUCGUGCGACUACUAAAAACAUCUCCAGAGAAACCAAUCACAUUAGCUGUUGGUGACGGGGCUAAUGACGUGAGCAUGAUACAAGAAGCCCACGUGGGCAUAGGAAUCAUGGGCAAAGAAGGAAGACAAGCUGUAAGAAACAGUGACUAUGCAAUAGCAAGAUUUAAAUUCCUUUCCAAGCUACUUUUUGCCCAUGGCCAUCUUUAUUAUAUUAGAAUAGCAACCCUUGUACAGUACUUUUUUUAUAAGAAUGUGUGCUUUAUUACACCACAAUUUUUAUAUCAAUUCUAUUGUUUGUUUUCACAACAAACUCUGUAUGACAGUGUAUACCUGACUUUAUACAACAUUUGUUUCACUUCCCUGCCAGUCCUCAUGUACAGUCUUUUUGAACAGCAUGUGCACCCUCAUGUACUGCAGAGCAAGCCAGCGCUCUACCGAGACAUUAGUAAAAAUGCCCACUUGGGGUAUAAGCCUUUCCUUUACUGGACGUUCUUGGGAUUUGCUCAUGCAUUUGUGUUCUUCUAUGGCUCGUACCUUCUGAUGGGCGAAGACACUUCUUUGCUGGGAAACGGCCAGAUGUAUGGAAAUUGGACAUUUGGUACUCUGGUCUUCACAGUUAUGGUGAUAACUGUUACGAUAAAGAUGGCAUUAGAGACGCACUUCUGGACUUGGAUUAAUCAUUUUGUUACCUGGGGCUCCAUUGUGUUUUACUUUGUAUUCUCCUUGUUCUAUGGGGGGAUUAUAUGGCCAUUUUUGCACACCCAAGACAUGUACUUCGUCUUUGUCCAGCUGCUGUCCAGUGGGUCUGCUUGGUUUGCCAUAAUCAUCAUAGUUGUCACGUGUUUGUUUCUCGAUGUUGUGAAAAAAGUGCUGCACAGACACCUGCAGCCCACAAGUACAGAAAAGGCCCAGCUUACUGAGACAGGCACAGGUCUCAGCUGCUUGGACUCCAUGUGUUGCUUCUCAGAUGGGGAAACAGCGUGCGCAUCUCUUAGAAGAAUGUUGGAAGGAGUAACGGGAAGAUGCAGCCCGACACGGGUCAACAGAUAUGCAGACUGGUAUCCAAAAUCAGUACUUGGGGGUGGCCUGGAUGGAAACUCUGAUUUUAUCAAAAGGUAUGUAAAUGCUUGGAGCAGAGGGACGAUAGAUUUGCUUCUUGAAAUCUUGCUUAUGUUCUCAAAAUGCUUUUUGCAGGAGGCUGUUCUUCUGAUUUCCAAGCCAAAGACCUUGCAUGGCUUUUCUAACUUGCCAAAAUAUGUUGCUCACUUGUCUUCCAUCAAACUGUUUGUCAUUACAUCAGUCACUAGAAUGUUGUUGUCGGGUCACAUUUUUUCAUUAAUGAUACAUGUCCAUUGUUAUGCGCUCAGCAGAUUUCAGGCAGGUGGGACCAAGGAGGGAGAUACUUUCCUUCCAUGAUUCUUUAUUUUCUGUUUUGGUCCCAAACGUUUGCUUUCGCCUCAGUUCUCCAGUUGCACUUGUUUGCAACCUGCUCCUAAAACAUCCCUGGCACAAUCCAACAUGCAUGUUUAACCCAUUAAGCAGAGUUUUUUGCACACGCUUCCAUGAGAAGAAAAUGUUCAGAGCACCAUGGAAAUGCUCUGUGUGGAAACUUGUGCACAUACAGAGCUCUAGAUCACGGCAACAAUCUCAGAGUAAUUUCCUUCUGAAAGUAGUCUCACCUACAUAGCCAUGAUCAUGCAGUAUGGAUGCUCCGAAUGCACCCCAAAACUACAUUGGAGUCACCCUUCUCUACAUUUGCGUGCAUAUGUACUCCACAGACCACUGAAUUGUGUUUGGAAUAUCAAGGGCAUCAAACUAAGGAGAGGGCUCUUGAUCAGACCCUCCCUCCCCCCCCUUUUAAUCUUCUUAACACUUUUAUCACAGCAAAAUACAGGCUUUUAGUCAGCAAAACUUCUCUCUUAUUGUUGUUUAGAUCAUGGAGCUCUUCGGAACCAUUCUAUACCACCGACCGAAGCAUCUUGACUCUAUCCACAAUGGACUCGGUCACAUGUUGAGACUUUUCUCAGUGUCUUGUGGGAACGACAUGUUGCUCACACCUCUGGCCUUGCUCACGAGCAGGCUCCGAGGCACAUCCCCUUUUUGGCAAAUGUAGCAAACGUGAGAAGGGCACCGUAACCAAUGGAAACAACCCAUUUUCCCCAAAAGGGUUUAGAGAAGAUUGAGAUGGAAGAUGCUUAGAUGCCUAUUUUCUCAGGGUUGCCGUGCCAACAGCCUGAAUGGGAUGACUGACAUUUUGUUUGAAAUGUCCCUGUAAGGCAAGGUCCAAGGCAUCCCAUUCAAAAACUGCAGAUUGGAAAGUCCCCAGCUCAUAACAAUCAACUUUGGAAAAGCCAUUUAUUGAAGUAGCCCAGGAGACCUGCGGACGCGCUUGCUUUUCCAGGGCCAAAUCAACCAAGAACAGUGUAUUAGAUUUCCAAAAAAAGAGAGGGAGAUGCACUGCUGUCCAAAUAUUCAGUAGCUGAUGUGAAGAUAAUCGAGAUCACGAUGAAUUAAUACCAGGAUUCUUAAAAUCUGCGGGGAAUUAGGAAUUGAAUUAGGAAAUUAAUAUUCUUCACUGAGAGGUUUUGAUCAGAGUGAAAUACCAAGAAGCCAAGUUGAAUUAAUUCUAAUCCUGCUUUCCAAGCUUGUGUCAUUUUAAAAUUGCAUUGGCCUUUUUUGGGGAGAAGGAUCUUUGUAUAUCUUUUAUUUUUCUGAAUAUAUUUAUUUAACUGGACUGGACUUUUGGUGAGCGCUCUCAUGCUACUCUCCUUGUUUUUUGUCCAGGAUUGCAAAAAUGAAUCACAAACUGUGUACAAAUUAAGCCCACGUGGCUCAGAGCUGCCUAAGAGUUCAGAUUACAAAAUAUGGCCCUCAGGCAAGAGAGUCUCUUUCCGGGCACCCAAAACUGAUUGCCUGUGGACGUGCACUAAAUGUUCCCUAUUUUUAACCCAUCUCUCUCUGAUGAUGCUUGUUAAAAGAAGAUGCGUGACAUGACAGCCUAGCCUCCCAUUUCCCGGCUGCCCCCACCCUACCACUUCAUGGGCUGCCGUUUGCGAGGGGCAGGGAAAUUGGAGCCUGAUGACAUCACUUCCCAUGUCUUCUUUCAUUGGACGUUCUCCAGCAGCCAUGCAUCCCUCAUAGCGCUAUUAUUUGAGAGUCCUUCCUUCCAAUUCUGAGGGCAGCUUUUCUAACAGUGCAUGUAAUUCCUUCCCAAACUGGGCUCACUUGCACAUCAUAGAAUCUCCAGGACUGGGUCAUGUGUGCGAAGUCUGCCACUUUUGGGAAGGAGUUAGUUUUUCACAGGGCUUUUUUUUUUCUUCAGGAGAAGGAAUAAUUCAGUUCGCUUAAACCCUGAGCCCUGCACAAUACUUCCAUUCCUCCUGCACAUGCUCAGACUCUCUUGGGCAGCUCCUCUUCAUGGCUUCAUAAGAAAACUUCCCACUCAGUUGUGUCCCUGGGGGUCCGAUAUAAGCUGCAUCGCAUCACUUACUUGGCUUCUCCCCUCCCACUCCAAUGUCAUUUUUUUUCCUAAAAGCCCAUUUCUCCAUAUCAUCAAUCGCUCAUCCGUCAAUAUUGUUGCCAUGUUUGUUUGUUUCAAUUUUUUUUUCAAGCAAACUUGCAAGGAAAAGCACCAGGCUUGGAAAAUAACCCAGCUCCAAGCAUUUGUUCAAAUCCACAUCUUAUAAUCGGGGGAUGUGUGUGGUGUUCACUGUUUGUUAAAAGAAUCAGGAAGUAGAAUUUUUGUGUGUGCUAGAGAUGCACAGUUCUUAUUGGUAGGUGAUUGAUCUUUUCGGUUUUUUUUAAACUUCCCAUCUCUCUCCCCCUCUCUCCUCCCCUCCUUAGUGUAUGUAAGGGGACAGAAGACGCGUGCAUUUAAACACGGUCAGGAGGAAUAUAAGAAUCCGUCUGAGGCAGGUAUCACUUUCUGAGAGAAAUCAAAUACAAUGGAAGGGUUUGUUUCAUUGUAGCGUUGAUCUUUAUAUGAUAAACAGAGCACAGGUCAAAUGGAAGCUGAGCAAAUAUAUUUUGUAUCGGACUACUAAUACUUCCAUAAUUUCUUCUUUUUUCCAAAAAAAAAAAAAGGAUGUGUUCUUUGGUAACUCUGUUUUGUUUUAGGUUCAGUCAUAGGCAGCAUUAUGGGCAGAGCAAAAGGAAUAAUUGAACUCAGUGCCUAAUUAAUGAAUUAUAAUAUAGUGGGCCCAGUUGUGGUUACUCUUGCGCCAAGCCAAGAAAAAAGAAGUGGGCUGCUGCUUCCCGCAUUACUGUUUUCUCAGAGAUGGGAUGGAUUCCAUAAGUCACUCUUAAGGCAAGCCUAAGAGAUUUUUACACUGAUUAGAAAUUUAAGUUGUGGCAAGUUGCCUGGUUUCAUUUGGCAGUACAGCACUCAAAAGUUUCUGUAGGAUUCCCGGCCCAAAGCUGUAGGGGAGCCUAAUGUGCAUAUGAUGUUUCAUCAAUGUGCAGGAUCACUGUGGGCGCAUUUCACACAAGGAACUUGUCAGUGGUAAAGCCUGUGGUUGCCUCAAGCCGCAUGUUCCGACUAGAGAGCUCCAUUCUUCCAAGGAGCUCAUCGUGGUGUACAUAGUUACCACAGCCUCAUUUUAUCUUCACAACCAUGUUUGGUUGGUCAUGACUGGCGCAGGGGACUGGCCCAAGGUCUCAUCCAGUGAGCAUCACAGUAAAAUGUACCUACAUGUCCCUAGUCCUAGAUGGAUGCUCUAACCACCCACUGGGUCUGCUUGCAUGGUUCAGAUUGCAGCACUGCUCGAUUGGGUGGCAGGGAGUUUAAGCGGCUCAGGAACUCCCCCCCCACCUCUGCAAAAAGUAAUAUGAGAAAUAGCUCCAUCUUUUCUAUCCAAAUGGGCCCCGAUAUGGAUUGGCUUUAUUGUCUCUGAAUAGCUGGAUAUGGGGUUUUUUUUCUGGAUGGUAAAAUCUGCUCUUCCUGUCCAUCCCUGCGCAAAAUGUUGUGGCAGCCCCACACUUACGUUGUGGCAGCUGCUUUGAACAUCACAUAUGGAUACUGGCUUUUGCGCCUUCUGAUCCUACUGUAUCUUUCACUAACAUGCUUGGAUUUCCUUCUGCUGCUGCAAACGCUGUGCUUCACAGAUUCUGUAAGCAGAAUGCAAGUUCUGUAAGAUAUACCUUGUUGUAGGUGAUGCAAGUUGCAAGGAAAGGGGCAUUCCCCCCCCCUCUUCUAACAGUAGAAUACAGUUGCUCAUAAAGACUGCUCAAGGCACAAUCCCGAGUGAGUUUUGGUGUACUAAAGCCCCACUGAAAUAAACUAGACUUAAAAUUCCCCCCAAAGAUCACUCUUUGAGUAGGACCCAAAAACCUGUUUGUAUUCUAUGCAGAAAGAGACCUGCCUUUCCUCUGGAAUACAGUUGCACUGCGACCCUGGAAGUAAUUGCCAUGUGAAAGGCAGUUUGUAGCCAGGGACACGUCAGGUGUGACCACUUCCUGCAAGCGGCUGCAUCCCUAGGGCGGCUGGGGUCGUUUCAUAUGGAGUGGUACGUAGGCAGCUGCCCUGGCCCCCUUUGUUGUGUCCAUUGGCUUUACUGCUAAACAUGUAUACAGCAUCUUGAUGGGAAAUGAUUAGGAUAGAUCUGCUUGCAUAGUUAGCCCCCUUCGUCCAGUAUGGGAUACUAAAGGAACCCAUAGCAUGGUGGAACAUGUUCAUGAGGCUGUCCUUCACAUGGGACUUCACUUCAAGAGGGAGAGCAGAUGUUCAUACUAAAGGAGUGCCCGUAAAGGUUUGCUUGGAGUCACAACAGCAGCAGUGUUGUAGAUUUACAGUACUUACUCUUUUUUAAAUUCUAUAUUUUAUUUUGACCAUGUGUGUUGUAAAUGCAUUGAACUGUCAUAACCUUCAACCAAUAUUGGAGCAGAAAGGCAUCUGUGGUUAAAAACCACACAGGUGUGUGUGUUGAUGUUCAACAAAGUAAAAUGUGAUUGCUUUUGAGAUUCCUUGUAGCCCCGAUCCCCAGAAAAUUAGUCCGACAUAUGUAUCCUCCUGAAAUUAAUGGGACAAGUUUGUCACAACUCAUGCCCCAUUCCUUUCAGUGAAACCCAACUUAAGUGUCUGUGAUUGGGCCAAAUAUGUUCUCAGAGAAUCAGCAGCCUCGCUUAGACUAUGAGCGGUUUACACCCAUUGCUUUCAAAAGGAAUCGUCAUCUUAGAGGGACCUUGUUUAGUGGAAUGAAAGAUGAACACCCUUCAUUCUUCAAGCAGCCAAGAAAACUUUUUAUUUUUCAAAUGAAGAUUUCUUCAGAUAUACGAGAGACAUUAUUCGUACAGCGCCAAAGAGUGUGCUUCAUAAAAAUGUGCUUGAUUUAUAUAUUGGUGUAAAGAAACCACGAGCCAGCAUGGAGAUCUUCCCCUUCUGAAGCCAAGCAGGGCCGAGGUGCUGCAGUCAGUCACCUUCUGAAAAAGGCCCUGAAUGACACAGUUGCGGGGAGACACCAAACACGACUUGUGUGAGCUGUUUUAAUUCAGAACUUUGCAAGUUAGGUGUUGUAGGAGCAUUGCCAAGUGGAAACCUUAGCAAUAAUUGAUACCAAGAACUUCUUGACCGCGGGCACUGUGGCCGCCUCUGACAUCCUUUUUAGAUCUUCUGUGGAAGUUUAAUACAGCGUGCUUGUUGUACAGCUCUGUCAAUAAGAUGUCUACAAACAUUUAUGGAAAUUAUAUUUAUUGAAUAAAACUUUUGACUUUUAA